This is a messenger RNA of Diachasmimorpha longicaudata, 617 nucleotides long. RefSeq names its product fatty acid-binding protein homolog 5-like (gene Fabp). Bases 76 to 486 code for a protein of 136 amino acids. Gene Ontology annotation, molecular function: fatty acid binding. The transcript is spliced from 3 exons. NCBI's taxonomy places the organism in Eukaryota, Metazoa, Arthropoda, Insecta, Hymenoptera, Braconidae. Gene Ontology annotation, cellular component: nucleus; cytosol. Gene Ontology annotation, biological process: fatty acid transport. The record is from RefSeq and is a predicted model, not a curated record.
CCCAGUGCUUCAUUCAUCGUUGACAAACGACGAGACAAGAAUAUCAACGGUCGGUGAAGAUAAUAUUCUGUUAAAAUGGUGCAAAUCGUUGGCAAGUACGAGAAUGUUGCAAGCGAGAACCUCGAGGAGUACCUGAAGGCUGUCGGUGGAUCUGCUCAGGCCGAGGCUGCCAAGGCUUUCGCCCAGGGUAAGCCUACCUUUGAGAUCGUUCAGGCUGGAGAUAAGUGGACCAUCACUGUCUCCAAUGAAGGCAAGACUUCUAAAACUACUUUUACUCUUGGAACUCCCUACGAUGAGACGAUGCCACAUGGAGCUGUCCUCAAGAGUGUGACAACCCGGGAUGGAAAUACCUUCACCACUGUGACUGAUCUCCCCGACGGUAAUCAGUCAGUUCGUGUAUAUGAAUUCACUGACUCAGGCAUCAAUGUCCACUUGGCAGACAAAAAGGUCGGCGCAAAAGCCACCCGCACGUACAAGAGAGUUUAAUCAUAACUUAUCAGCGAGAAUGCAAGAACUGGCUCCUCAUCCAAUGAUAAUGUAAUUUUUUCAUGUUCCAUUGAUUGCAUUUACUGAUGUUCUUAAUAAAGAUUAUUUGAUCGAAUUACGAUGAAGCAAAA